Molecule: messenger RNA, 517 nt
Organism: Anastrepha ludens (Mexican fruit fly)
Lineage: Eukaryota; Metazoa; Arthropoda; Insecta; Diptera; Tephritidae
Product: tigger transposable element-derived protein 2-like
Exons: 2
Coding region: 141-326 (61 amino acids)
Molecular function (GO): DNA binding
Source: RefSeq, a predicted model, not a curated record
UUUGCGUGAAUAGUGCGUUUAAGUGCUCGUCAGCCUCCUAGUUCAUAUUCAUAAGCAUAUUUGCGUAACGUGUAGUUCAGUAGCUAAUUUCAAACAUUAACUCCAUAAUUUCUUUAACUGUCGGCUGUAUAAAUUUAACUAUGGCACCAGCAGCUAAGAAAAAACAUACGUUUUUAACGAUAGACCAGAAAAAAGAAGUUCUUAAGAAACUAAGUGAAGGACAGUCAAUUCGACAGCUAGCUGCGCAAUACAAUGUAGGUAAAUCUACAAUUUCGGACAUAAAAUCAAGUGGAUUAAAGAUUGAUAGUUACAUUGCUAGAACAUAAUGUGGCCUUGGAAAGCGUAAAACUAUGCGACCUGCGGAGUUUGAAAAGAUGGAAGACCACUUGUAUAAAUGGUUUGUAAACGCAAGACGAAACAAUGCACCGAUUUCCUCGGAAAUCAUCAAAGAAAGGCCAAACAAUUCUGUUCCCAAAUUUACGGACAAAGUGUGGAAUUUGUGGCUAGUAAUGGUUGG